AUGAUGUCGGGCACGUCUCGCCAAUUGGGAACAUCGAAUGGUGGCCCUGAGUGGGAUUCUUUAAUGGAGGUUCAUCAUGAACCAAUUGAAAAAAAUUAUAAACUACUGGAAGAAAUUGGAAAAGGACAAUUUGCGAUAGUACGAAAAUGCAUGGAAAUAAGAACUGGAGAGUUGUAUGCGGCCAAGAUUAUGAGAAAAAGGCGGGUUGCCAGAGGUGUUGCAGCUGCAGAUAUUGCUCGAGAAGCAGGUUUACUAGCACGAUUGAGACAUCCAAAUAUAGUUUCAUUGCACAAAGUUGUUGACACAGGCACAACAGUCGUUUUACUUCUAGAAUUAAUUUUGGGGGGAGAACUUUUUCAUUGGGUACCAUCUGGUGAAUUAGAAGCUGCACAUGUGGUCCGUCAGGUCUUAAUGGCCCUCAGUCAUUUACAUUCCCAUCAAGUUGCUCAUUUAGAUAUCAAGCCUGAAAAUAUUCUUUUAUGUACUCCACCGCCAAUGCCAAAUAUUAAAUUAAUAGAUCUAGGUCUGUCACAUCGAUUGGUACCUGGAUCUGAACAUAGAGCAUUAUUCGGUACACCAGAAUUUGUUGCACCUGAAAUUGUUAAUUAUGAACCACUUAGUUUGGGAACCGAUCUUUGGGCAGUAGGCGUUUUAACGUACAUUCUCCUAAGUGGUGCGUCUCCAUUCCUAGGUGAAGACAAACAAGAAACGUAUGCAAAUGUUGCUGCUUGCCAAUAUCAGUUUGACAAUGAAUAUUUCAGUACAGUAUCUGAAAUUGCCAAAGAUUUCAUAAGAUCCUUGUUGAUCAAGGAUCCAAAAGAAAGAGGAACUGCAGAAUCGUGCCUUAAACAUCCUUGGAUCCUCACGGAGUCAGAAGCCUGUCAAGGUCUUGGUGAAGCUAUGAUUAGUGCCGUUAAACGGGGCUGCGUCGAGGCUGUGUCCCAGUUAUUGUUGCAAGGAGCGCCAUUGAACGUGAAAGAUUCUAAAGAAGAUACGCUUUUACAUAUAGCUUGCGAAGCAGGAGACGAAGCGAUGGUGACAUUUUUAAUUGAGAACGGCAUAGACCUUGAUACAUCGAAUCAGAAGGGCUUAACGCCACUACAUGUGGCUGCUAGGCACGGGUUUAUUAAUCUUGUUAGACAUUUGUGCCUUGCUGGUUGUGACGUUGACAAAACAAAUCGUGGGAUCAGGGCAGAUGUGACAGCAAUUAAAUAUGGACAUCCUGAUAUUGCGUCUCUGUUGGAUAAGCUUCGAAAUCCUGUUCAACGCGAAAAUUAUAUUAAACAGUUGCAACCGACGCACAGACCAAUAGAUCGUCUGCACGUAAGACUUUUAGGACAUUGUGCAUCAGGAAAAUCAUCCUUGAUAAACUCUCUGAAAUCGGGGAUGUUCAGCUUCGGGUUUUUUAGAAGAUCAAGGAGUCAGAAUUAUACUACGAAGAGGGAACCAAGUAUCGAAUUAGAUGUAACUAGCAAGCAUGGCUCACUUAGUUUCGAAUACAGCGACAGCGAAUACGAAAGUACACAGGGAGUGGAGUGGAGUCGUGGUAACGUAGGCGGAGAAUGUGUCUUCUGGGAGUUAUGUGGCCGUGAAGAAUUCUUAGCAUCUUAUCACUAUGUACUCACUUUUCAACAACCGGCCGUACAUCUUAUCACUGUUAGCCUUAAGGAACCACUCACUGUUCAACUCCAGCAGGUGAAAUUUUGGCUACGAUUUAUUUCAGAUCGUAUCGCGACAACUAAUUUUGGUUUUGGUGGGAAAUACAAUGAUGUGAAGGUAAUCUUGGUCGGCACUUACGCUCCGGAACCUCUUGCUCCAAAUUCAAACAGCGGUAGCCUUCUUGCUCUACUUUUACCUUUUUUGAAAGAAUUUAUGCCAAUUUUGGGAGACGAACCCCAAAUGGUCGCAGUGGAUGCAACUAAUCCUUCUAGUCCUGGUCUGAAACUUCUAAGAUCUUACUUGAAUCAUGCAAGGAUGGAAUUUUUAGAGGAAGGACCGGAAGUUGCAGAAAGUAUUCUCCGACGUGACACGCCGCGGGCUGCGGCCUCGUACGUGCCCUUGGCGAAUCUUGAUAAACAGAGUGCACUAGUAUGGACUGGUCUAGCCGAAUCUUGGAGAUCGUAUGUGCAAUCUUUAGAGGCAUCUCCGGUUAUGCUUACACAAGAGGAAUUUUUGAAGGAAGUUAGAAAGAUUAAUCCGUUAGUUUCGUUAGAGCAUUGUAGACACCUUGGAUUGCAAUUACAGAAUUUAGGGGAAUGUAUUCUUCUUCCGGGAAAUUUAAUAGUUUUGAGUCCAGAAUGGUUUUGGCAAGAUGUAAUAAAUUGGCAAUUGAGCUUGGAACAAAGAGGACGCCUGGGUGGUCGAACCACCGGUGUUUACGCUUUGGAAGAUUUUCAGGCGCGUUGUCCAUGCCCUGCAGCUCAAGCUCUGCAAGCUUUACAAGCUGUAAAUUUAUGUGUCCAGUGCGAGGUGGACGAGGACGAAGUUGAAUAUGAAAUUCCAUGUUUGAAUUUCGUUGAGCGUUUACCAGGAUUAUGGGAACCAUGGAAAUCAUGUUCCAACGUUUUACCUCAUGCCGGUCUUCGUCUUUCACCACCCGAGGCACCAUUGUACCAUUUAAGUGCAGUAUUUCCACAUUUGCAAGCACAAUUAAGAAAAAUCACCCAGACGUGGGAUCCAUCGAACUCAGAUUUGUAUCAGUGGUGGAGAGGAUCUAAAUUAUGUAUAGGUCCUUGUGAGAGUAUCAUUACGUUUGAAGAAGAAGAACAGAGUUGCAUAGAAAUAAGAGUACGUGGACCACGAGGCACCAGUGCGCAAUGUUUCACUCUCUUCAGCAUUAUCCUCGACGCGAUCGAGACGACAAUCGAACUCGUUGCUCCCGGCAUGUUACUCGAGAGAUAUUGGUUGAGUCCUGGUCAACUUCGAGAUUAUGAUGAAGUAAUACAUUCUUGGGAACCAGCGCCGGUUAUAUCUGCUUUAAUCGAUAAAGGACUUGAAGAAGCGAAACUUAAGAAUCCUCUGAACGGUCGAGAAGAAACUGUAUGGGAAAUUGUAGGCUGUGGAUUGCCUUUAAUGGAAAAUUGUCUUCCUGGACCAAAGCAACAGGUGAAGUACAUCAAGCCUGCUGUACAAAGAAGAUUGGCACAGAUGCUUGACCCUCCUGAUCGUCAUGGAAGAGACUGGUGUUUACUUGCCGUGAGACUUGGUUUAGGAGAUCGGGUUGCUCAGUUGGAUAGUACGGUGGACAGUCCAACGUUGAGAUUAUUGAAUACGGCGGGUGCCGAUUGUACCGUAGGUGCGCUGAUACAGCAACUACGAGCUCUCGACCGUGAAGAUGCUGUACAUCUUUUGCUUUCUUAUACACCAACAUAUGUGUUGUUAACGGCAACCGAUUCUGAAACCGGAUCCAAUCUUUCUAGAUGACAAUGUUGCAUUUAUCAAUGGUGCAUUAACACUUUAUAAAACACCGAUUUCUGAGAAGAACUUCUUCCCACGUUUAUGGGUUUGAUAGAUUUAUUACGUCACCGCUUCCGCCCAAAAUACAUCGUGCAUUGCCCUUUUAAGCUCAGUACACUAUAUUACAGUACAUUGUCCAUGUACUUCUCUAGAGGUAUGUUUAAAAUGUGCACAUGAACACUGAUGUGUACUUUUAUAUUCAAACACUAUAGUGCACUUUAUGCGGCACGAGGUUCUUUUAAUACAUUCUGUUUUUAUAAUAUACGUAUAUAUAUAUAUAUAUACACAUUUACUAUUUACGUGUGUAUGUACAUAUAUAAGGUUGCACAACUUGCGUAUAAGUUUCUGUAUUUUUUCUUAUGAGCUCUUAUUAUUUGUUAAAAUCAUCAAAAAGUAUUUAUAAUUCUGUUUUACUGUUAGAUUUGCAAAUAUUUACUUGAGGAGUUCUAUAUAAACAGAGUUUUAAUUUAGUGAUACUAUUAUAUGAUUAACUAUAUUCUUAAUUCGUAUAGACAAAAUAAUUCUAAACAUUGUGUAUGCACAAGCGUGAUUCAUAAAAAACGCAUUUACACACUAUAUGAACACGAUAUUAUCGUAUUUGAUACUAAUAUUGUUUUGAAAGCUUUUCUUGAUAUGCAUAUAUAUUGUAUCUUGCCAAAACUCAGUGUGGAUAUACGCUGCUUUCUAUGACAUUUAGAAGCUAUUUACUCUAAAAGAAACAAAGAAAAACUAUUCGCACAAUUCUUUGCUUUUGGUACAUUUAUGGAAGCUCCACUCUCAAAUGGACAUUUUUUACUAAAAUCAGCAUUCCUAAAACGUGUUUAUUAUGUGCCAUAAACGAGACUUGCUCAUCUAUAUCUGUUAAGAGAACUUUAUGUUUCUCUAAAAGGUUUCUAAAUUGAUCCUUCUAUUGCAUUUGUGAAACAAGAAAUACAUUCCUAUUAGCGAAUCGAAGUUUCAGAAGCGAAGGAUCACUGUUUUAAACAAUUUCGAAUAGUGACAAAGAAUUCUGACGUAAUAUUAUUCGUGUUUAAUAAAUACAAAAAUGUUAUGAAGACGCAUAGCCGGUUCAGAUCGAGAUGCAUCGCGAUCGAUAAUUUAUAUCAUUAAAAAUGCGUAAAAUUCGCUGUUUGUGUUUUGAACAUAUCUCUUAUGUAUCAGCUCUAUCAAAUGAACACUAUUUAUAUUAUAUAUACAUAUUUAGCAUCUUAAAUUAAGAAAUAAUUUGUAUUUUUACUUUACACACACUUUACAUGAAUCUCAAAUAAUGCAUGAGACUAAUAGAAAACGAUAAGAAUAAUUCUUUCGUUUCGAAAGUUCUCAUUUCAUCUUUGAACUGUACCCGAUGUAAUCUUAAUUCUGUAUUUCAUUUAUACGUAUUUAUUGUACAACUGACAUGCACACUUGACAAUUUAUCGUGUGUCUAAUUAUGAGAAUGGGAGUCGUCGAAUCUUUUUCUAAUUAGCGCUUUCACGGUUGUAUUUUUUACCCAUUGUUUUGUUCAUUUUGCGUUGACAUAUCGGUGUUUGAAAUUUAGAAUUUUUUAAGAAUCGUGUGUCCUGUGUGGAAUUGUUUUUGCGUUGGAAAACUUUUGCUUAUCAAAGAUUUAAAGUGUCCAGUAUUGUUAGUCACGUAUACAGCAUAAAUAUUUAUGGUCAACUUUACAGUUUUAUGAGUAACUUGAAGAACGAAUUUUUGUCUGACUUGCUUUUAGUAAUUGCGUUUCAUAGAUUUUGCUAAGUACGACAUAAAGGACAAAAUAAUUAAAUCUAGGAUACGAAACUAUUCACCGCAAGGACAGUUCAGAAGAUAGGUAACAGACACUUUUAAUAAAUUCCACCUCACAUAGAUUAUUAUUUAUACUUUGUAAAAAUAAAAUUGUAGAGCUCUUAAUUAUGUUGUGAUUCGUAGUAUCUACAGUCUUCUAGUUUUUAUAUCUUCGAUGUCAAAUGAAAUUGCUGUUUUUAAAUCCGAUCUGUAAGUCAGCUUAGGAACUAAAAAUAUCUUAUGCACUUUACAAGAAGAAUUAGAACCUGAUCAAUUUAUCAUUGAAGAAUCGUAUUUGUGAAACUGUAAUAAUCAAAAUUGACACAGCAUAUUGCAUUAGCAGACUAAAGUCCAGAAUCUCUAAAACAGUGAAGUUAUGAAAUAAAUUAUUGUAGUAUAGUAUAGUUCUGUACAUUUUUAUUAUGCACCACCGUAGGGUAAAAAAUAAUCUCUUUUUGAAUUCAUAAUUGACGACAAGUUAUGCGUUAAAAUUUAUUUACUGUGUUAAUCCGUUAAUCCGAUUUAAUAGAAUGUACACGUGUACUUAUGUUUGUUCUACCGAUAAUUUACGAUGAAAUGAAACAUUUGUUUGGUAGUAUAUACUAAAAGGAAAUGUAAUAGGAGUUGUAAGUAAGGAUCUUAUACGCUGCGCAUUUAUUUGUCAUGACAAGUGAUAAGAAAUACAUUAGCUGAACGAAAUGUGUAACAAUUCAUUUUGUACUAGAAAAACCAUGUUAAUAAAAUCACGUUGCUUCAUAAA
Molecule: messenger RNA, 5983 nt
Organism: Ceratina calcarata
Lineage: Eukaryota; Metazoa; Arthropoda; Insecta; Hymenoptera; Apidae
Product: death-associated protein kinase 1
Exons: 20
Coding region: 1-3423 (1140 amino acids)
Biological process (GO): protein phosphorylation; positive regulation of apoptotic process; intracellular signal transduction
Cellular component (GO): nucleus
Molecular function (GO): protein binding; protein serine/threonine kinase activity; ATP binding
Source: RefSeq, a predicted model, not a curated record